GCAUCAGAGGCGAUGGCAGCGGACACCGAGCGGGCUUGAGGGCUCGGAGCCGUCCCUUCCGUUGCGACUUCGGGGGCGGGACCCGGCCUUGCGACUUUCGGCUCGCUGGGGUCCCGCUUUCCUCCGCAGCCGCUUGCCUGGGCGGAGGCGGCGGCGGGCGCGGUGCUGGAGGCCCGGGCUGGCCCCGUGCUCGCGCCCCGGCUCGGCCCCGGACGGCCCGGGCUGCUGUGCGGAGACGAGGCCGAGUCGGUAGUGAAAAAAGAAUACUGAAGAAUAGGAUCUCAAGAUGAGUAAAAAGCCCCCAAAUCGUCCCGGAAUCACUUUUGAGAUUGGUGCUCGUUUGGAGGCACUGGACUACUUACAAAAAUGGUAUCCAUCACGAAUUGAAAAAAUUGACUAUGAGGAGGGCAAGAUGUUGGUCCAUUUUGAGCGCUGGAGUCAUCGUUAUGAUGAGUGGAUUUACUGGGAUAGCAAUAGAUUGCGACCCCUUGAAAGACCUUCCUUGAGAAAGGAAGGGCUAAAAGAUGAGGAAGAUUUCUUUGAUUUUAAAGCUGGAGAAGAAGUUCUGGCUCGUUGGACAGACUGUCGAUAUUAUCCUGCCAAGAUUGAAGCAAUUAACAAAGAAGGAACAUUUACAGUUCAGUUUUAUGACGGAGUAAUUCGUUGUUUGAAAAGAAUGCACAUUAAAGCCAUGCCUGAAGAUGCUAAGGGGCAGUUUCUGUUCCAGGUGAAAUCCCAGCAUCCACUAAGCUGGUGUUGUCCUAUCGACCCAGCUGGAUCGUGUAACCAGUCUAUGGGAAGUGAGGAUUGGAUAGCUUUAGUCAAAGCAGCUGCUGCAGCUGCAGCCAAGAAUAAAACAGGGAACAAACCUCGAACCAGCGCUAACAGCAAUAAAGAUAAAGAAAAAGAUGAGAGAAAAUGGUUUAAAGUACCUACAAAGAAGGAAGAAACUCCAAGCUCUAUAGCCACAACAGAAGUGGAGAAGAAGGAAGAUCUACCCACUUCUAGUGAAACGUUUGGACUUCAUGUAGAGAACGUUCCAAAGAUGGUCUUUCCACAGCCAGAGAGCACAUUAUCAAACAAGAGGAAAAAUAAUCAAGGCAACUCAUUUCAGGCAAAGAGAGCUCGACUUAACAAGAUUACUGGUUUAUUGGCUUCCAAAGCUGUUGGGGUGGAUGGUGCUGAAAAAAAGGAAGACUACAAUGAAACAGCUCCAAUGCUGGAGCAGGCGAUUUCACCUAAACCUCAAAGUCAGAAAAAAAAUGAAGCUGACAUUAGCAGUUCUGCCAACACUCAGAAACCUGCACUGUUAUCCUCAACAUUGUCUUCAGGGAAGGCUCGCAGCAAGAAAUGCAAACAUGAAUCUGGAGAUUCUUCUGGGUGUAUAAAACCCCCUAAAUCACCACUUUCCCCAGAAUUAAUACAAGUCGAGGAUUUGACGCUUGUAUCUCAGCUUUCUUCUUCAGUGAUAAAUAAAACUAGUCCUCCACAGCCUGUGAAUCCCCCUAGAACUUUCAAGCAUAGUGAGCGGAGAAGAAGAUCUCAGCGCUUAGCCACCUUGCCCAUGCCUGAUGAUCCUAUAGAAAAGGUUUCUUCUCCCUCUCCAACCACUGAUGGAAAAGUAUUCUCCAUCAGUUCUCAAAAUCAGCAAGAGACUACAAUACCAGAGGUGCCUGAUGGUGCACAUUUGUCACUUGAGAAGCUGGGGCACUGUCUCCCUCUUGAUUUAAGUCGUGGUUUGGAAGUUCCAGCACCGCUAGCCCCAGAUUCCUCUUACCAUAAUGAAUGUCUCAGGAUAGAAAAAGAAGAUACUCAGAUGCUUACAAAUCCUUCUUUCAAAGUAAUAGCUGAUGGAAGAGGCACUUCAAUAACACCAGGAAUAUCGAAAACAGAAAAAAAAGUGAAAUUGGAAGAAAAAAGCUCAACAGCAUUUGGUAAGAGAAAAGAAAAGGAUAAGGAGAAAAAAGAGAAGAGAGACAGAGAUCACUACAAACCUAAACAGAAAAAGAAGAAAAAGAAGAAAAAGAAAUCUAAGCAACAUGAUUAUUCAGACUAUGAAGACAGUUCCCUAGAAUUUUUGGAAAGGUGCUCUUCUCCGCUAACUCGAUCUUCUGGGAGUUCUCUAGCUCUGCGAAGCAUGUUUACGGAGAAAAAUACAACUUAUCAGUACCCAAGGGCAAUUUUGUCAGUUGAUCUUAGUGGUGAAAACCUAUCAGAUGUGGAUUUCCUAGACGAUUCUUCAACAGAGAGUUUACUUCUGAGUGGGGAUGAAUACAAUCAGGACUUUGAUUCUACCAAUUUUGAGGAAUCUCAAGAUGAAGAUGAUGCUCUUAAUGAAAUUGUGCGAUGCAUUUGUGAAAUGGAUGAGGAGAAUGGCUUCAUGAUUCAGUGUGAAGAGUGCCUGUGCUGGCAGCACAGCGUGUGCAUGGGGCUGCUGGAGGAGAGCAUUCCCGAGCAGUACAUCUGCUACAUCUGCCGAGACCCUCCUGGCCAGAGAUGGAGUGCAAAGUAUCGUUAUGAUAAAGAGUGGUUGAAUAAUGGGAGAAUGUGCGGAUUAUCAUUUUUAAAAGAAAAUUACUCUCAUCUCAAUGCCAAAAAGAUAGUUUCCACACAUCACUUACUUGCCGAUGUCUAUGGUGUUACAGAAGUACUACAUGGGUUACAACUGAAGAUUGGAAUACUAAAGAAUAAAUAUCAUCCUGACCUUCGUCUCUGGGCAUGUUCUGGGAAACGAUUAGACCACGAUCAAGUAAUUGCUGGAGUCGAGAAAAAAAUAACAGUGCAAGACAUGGUUAACUUAGAAGGAAAGAAACAUCACGUACAAAACCAUAAAGAACCAUCUCAUUUGCCUCUAAAAAUGGAAGGAACUUACAUAACAAGUGAGCACAGCUACCAGAAGCCACAAAACUUUGGUCAAGACUGCAAAUCUCUUGCAGACCCAGGGAGUUCAGAUGAUGAUGUUAGUAGUUUUGAAGAAGAACAAGAAUUCUACAUAAGAGAUAAAAACCGUGUACAGCACUCAGGAAAAGAUGAUGGAAUGUCCCAAAAGACCCCAGCUGAAAAGAAGACAGUGUUUGUCUACAGUGAUAAAAAGAGCACCGAAGACCCAGGAGAUGCACAUCUUCAGUGGCAGCUCAAUCUCCUUACACACAUAGAGAAUGUGCAGAAUGAAGUUACUAGCAGGAUGGACCUCAUAGAAAAAGAAGUUGAUGUUCUGGAAAGCUGGCUUGAUUUCACAGGGGAGUUGGAACCACCUGAUCCUCUAGCAAGACUGCCCCAGCUUAAACGCCACAUCAAACAGCUCCUCAUUGAUAUGGGCAAAGUUCAACAAAUAGCAACACUUUGCUCUGUAUGACAACAGUGAAAAUCAGAUGGAAGGGAGAAAGGCAUGGCUUUCUUCAAGUAAUUUUUUUCUACCCACGUAAUAGUGGAUAAUUAAGUCAAAGCCUGGCCAUCUUUGUUAUUUAGCUGUGACAUCAGUAUUGGUGGCACCCUCAAAAGCAAGAUGUAGAACUACUUCAUCAAGGAGCAAGUUCAUAUAAAAAAAAUCUGUAUGAGCAAACUGCAAAUGAUGAUGUGUUAUGUGCUAAGGAUCAAUGAAGUAGAAUAUAAGGAAAUCGAGUUAGCAGGAUUUUUGAGUAGCUGCUUACAUGACACUCGGGAUACCUGUAGAGUGAAAUAUGGUAUUUAUAUAGCUUCUAGGUGAAAGAGCGUUUGGCCAGCAGAAUUGUAGAGGAAAAUUAAAUUUCUGGAGAGUUCUGUAAGGUUGUUGUAAGAACUGUCUUCUCUGCAGUUAAUCCAGCUGCACCAAAAUAUGGGAUAUUCAACUUAAAGGAUCAUGAGCUGUUUCAUAGAUGAUGAAUGUACUGAAUCAGAAGCCCGACAGUAGAAGCCUCACUUCUGGAGAAAACAAUUGUGGAUUCUUACUUUAUUAUGAAUUAUUUUAAAAAGACACCAAAUAAUUGGAUUUUAUUGCAAGCAUUAGGCUCACUAAAAACAAAAUAGCUUGCAGAAGGGUCACUGUGCCAAAUGAUGUUACUGCUGGAAAAAGGAUUUUCUAAACUGUGGGAUUUCUCCCACCCCAAGUCUUACAUAAGGCCAUCAGUCUAUCACAAACGUGUAUCUCAGACAUAAAGACUAUAUAUGUUACAUAUAUAGUUGCAUUGCAGUAUUCAGGCUUCAACAUAUAGUUUGAUCCUGAGUAUGCUUUGGUGUUUGCCUUCAGGAAAAAAAUAAAACUUUAAAUAGCCUCAGCUGGGAUGAGGAGUGACAAAAAAAUCAAAAAUAAUAUGUGGUUGUGGAAUUUUUAACUGCUGUAGCGGAAUACUGGAAAAGCUUCAUUUCUGAAGAUGAAUUUUAUUUUUAAAAAAUACAUGUGCGCUCAAAACUUGUACCUUUGAUCACAAGUGGACAAACUCCUGAAACCAAAGGCAACCAAGUUGCUUUGUUAGCUCUUGCUGGAUUUUGAGCCUAGGUCCUCCUGUCUGCCAGUGCUCUUAUGAGUUGUGUGCGGUCCCCAGUGCUACAUACGCAGGUAUGCGUAAGAGUGUAUACUUGUUUGAAACAAACACUCAACGUGUAUAUGUACAUAAUCGACACAUAUUUAUAUCUACACAUAUCUAGUUUUAAUACUAUAGUCUAUAAGAAUUGGUGGUCAACAUGAAAUGUUACCUUUUAACAGACUGUUUUUAAAAUUUUUAAAAAAAUGUAUGUACAGGUUUUGAAACUUUUUUAAAAAGGGGAAAAAAGACAGUUGAGGCUAUUUGGUGACAUGUAACACUUGAAUAUUUUAUGCCUCAUUCUGUUUAUCAGUUCUAGCAAUCUGUAUAAAUGAAUUUUAGAACUGAUACACAGUAAACUUGAAUUUAUCUUUGAUAAGAAUACAUGCCAUUGUACAUUCAGAUAUUAUUUAAAUUUGCAAACACACUGUUCUAUAUGUAAGGUACUGUAUGUAAAACUCUUUAUUAAAACUAUUCCAUAUAUCCUGCAACUUCAGUUUGCCUUUUUGCGGCCUUAUAUUUUGAUGUAAAGGUAAUUAAAAGAUUGUACUAAACAGUCACUACAAAUUUUUUAUUGCCUUUUGAGAUUCUUCGACUUGACAAAUGUGCCAAAGAUGAACAGACAUUAAAUACAGUCCUGUAUAUUUGCUAGUGAACUUUGUCAGAGGUCUUAUCAAGACAUGAAAAGCUUUAGUAGAAAUAAUAUGAAAUAAUUGCUUAUAUUUGCAUAUUAAAGGUAGAAAAUAGUGCCUAUAUUUCAUGUGUGGAGUAAAUUUGCUAAUGUGUACAUUUCAGGAUUGGUACUGCAUCUUUUGUGUUUUAAAACAGUAGCUCUGAUUUCUUCAUUGUCAAUUCAAAACAUUUAAGUUGUAUCUUUUUGUCAGAAGUAAGCAAAUUUUGAAUAGUUAUUGUUGCCUAAAUUCUUGUCACAUGCACGGAAAACCUUUUGUCCCAAAAAACACCCGUCUUUUCAGUCCCUGGUGACCAUUUUAAAGUAUUGUACAUUUGUCAUUAUUGUGCCAUUCAAGUAAAUAACUUUAUUAGAAGCAGGCAAACUGGAAUCUUGUUAAGAAUUAGAUUAUUGAACUGUUUGCUCUGAUUUUAUGUAUAUUAAUUGGAAGUCUUGAUUUUUAUUCUAAAAUCAGUUCUAUAUCAUGUUAUCCAUUUUAGUACAGAGUAUAGCAACAACCAGUUAUUUUAGCAACUGAUGGACUAAACCUUCCCUUGUUUAAGACAGUGAGUUCAUUUUGAGAAAAGGGUUCAUUGUGAGAUUUUAGAUGAGUUGAUCUUUUCACUUGGAUUUACUUUAAAAUUAAAAAACGAUGUAUAUACAUGCAUAUAUGUAUAUACAUAUACACAUACACACACUAUACAUAGAUACACACACACAUAUAUAUAUAUAUAUAUCUGUAUAUAUAUAUAUAUGUAGUGAUAAUAGAGAGGGUGUUUCUUGAACAAAAGAACUUUUCACUGCUACCCAGACAUAACAGAGGAUUGGUGGGGAUGGGCCCUUCUUAGCAUUUUACUGAAAAACAUGAUUUGUACUUUUUCAUAUUUUUGUGUGGUCCUACUGACUUAAAACUAAUUUAUUAUUUUCUUUUAAAUGUGACUAUUCUCAUAAAUUCAAAUUCUGGCCAUAUUCCCAACACUCAUCUUACUUCCAUGCACUUAUUUUUCUCUCAGAUGUUCAUAUUCCACAUGUUCAAAAGGAAGCACGCCAUUUCCCUUCAAUCAACUGGAAUUGGUAGCAGCUCCAUUCUGCUAAGAACAUUUUCUGAACUGUCCCAGCUUGUAAUAUGUGUCCUACCUAUAUCCAUCUCAUCUGUAUCUGCUGCUUCUUCAGAAUGAAUGGUGUCAUCUUCCUCCUCCUCAGUUUUACUAUUUAUUGUAGUCCACUAUUUUGCAUAAAAAAGGUCAUGGAAAUUCAACUACUGUUCUCAGAAAAUUUAACUUUGUUUUCAUUCUAAUUUAUCGAAAUGUCAUUUCCAGGCUAGAGGAUUAAUGCUUCUUCAGUCCCUAUUCUAUCAGUAAUGUACAUAUUACCUAUAAUAUCUAAUUGCAUUCUUUGAUAAAAAUAGGUAAAACAGUCACGUUCAAGUGCUAGAUAAUAUUUAAGUGGCAGAUUUAAGAUUCAAAGCCUGUGCUAAUUCAGACUCAUUUUCUUUCCUUUGCUUUAAUGAUCCAUUGUUAAUUCAGAUUUCUUCUCUGAAACCACUAGUAGCUCCCCUGUUUGAAAGCAAAUCAAAUCUGUGUGAUAUCAAUCAUUUGGGCUUCCCUGUAAAAAAUUUUCAAGUUUAUUUAAAUACAGUGUUAGAUUGUAAUUGUGUCUUCACAAUUCACAUCUUGUGUCUUCCUGUCAUUUUUCUCUCCUAAAAUCUCAUUUAUUUUGUCUCUACAAACAUGGAAAAUUAUAUGAACUUUUAAAAUUAUUAUUAUUAUUAUAGUUUCUUCCUAUGCCUAGAGACACAGACCCUUAAUGAGGGAUUUUACACUAUCCUAUAUUGUACACAACUAUGGAGAAAUUGUAUCAUUGAAUACUAAGUUGUGUGGUGGACCAGGCAUGCUUUGUAAUCCUCUGCUCAAAUUUUCAGUCUGGCAAAUCACUAGUAGUAAUCUCUUAGCGUUGGUUUCUUUAUCCAUAAAAUGGAAAUAAUACCUGGUUUAGGUCUUGUUUUGAGAAUGAAAUGAAGUGCCUCAAAAGUGUUCAUAAUUGUAAGUUGAAAAUUAAAUGUAGUAGACAUGUUGAAUGUUAUCUGUGUGUGUCAGCCAUUAACUUAUGUGACGAUAUGGAAUUAAUGGUAAGAUUAAUUUUCCCAUGAGAUGGGUGAUAUCAGAGAAUACAAGGAACCAAAGAGAGAAAAGAAAAUAAAGAUGAUUAAAUGUUAAAGGGCUUGGGGAAAACAGAUUUGGUAUCUUAAUUAAAAUAGUGGUCUUCAAAUAUUUUCUGUCAGCGACCUCUUCAUAGGAAUUUUGAAAAAAUGUAAUGCACUCUUAGUAUCUCUUAUCUUUUGGUACUCCUGCUUUUUGUACUGGAGAUAAAAUUCAGAUGUAUUUAAAUAGAGAUCAUCAAAGGGAGUUGAAGUAUAGGAGAAGAAUAAGGGAUGGUUGAAAAAAGCCAACAUAAAUGUGCACACAAAUUGACACUGCUAUGUCAAUGAGAUUUUGAUUUUUCCAUUCAAAUUUGUUUAUCAUAAAUCUAAACUUCAAAGGAUGUGACUUCCAGUUUGUAAAUAUUGGCAUAUUAAAAUUUAUUUUUAAUCA
Messenger RNA from Sorex fumeus (smoky shrew), 7760 nucleotides. It is a transcript of the gene PHF20L1, whose product is annotated as PHD finger protein 20 like 1. The coding region runs from base 287 to 3355 and encodes 1022 amino acids. Gene Ontology annotation, cellular component: NSL complex. NCBI's taxonomy places the organism in Eukaryota, Metazoa, Chordata, Mammalia, Eulipotyphla, Soricidae. The transcript has 21 exons. Gene Ontology annotation, biological process: regulation of transcription by RNA polymerase II. The record is from RefSeq and is a predicted model, not a curated record.